AUGGAUCAUAGGAAAACCCAGCCAAGAUCCAUGAUCAAUUUGGCCCACUCACACCCCCGCAUACAAACUAAAAUUAAACUGAAUCGUGCGACCAAAUCCCUCCCACCAAUCACUGGAAACCAGACCCGUACCAAAGAGCUAAACUCGAUUCUACAAUCAGGCCAACGAAUAAUAAUGGCCCAUGGAUCAAAAGCCAGAACCGCGGCCAAGCCACCCCAAACCCAACCGACCAACCAACCAUCCCUCUCUCCUGGCCUGAAAUUCCCCAUCCCCCUCUUCUUGGCCCAGCAUUUGCAAAAGUGCCCAUCCACACACCCUGCAGAGUCAGUACGCAGGAAUUGGAAUUACUGCUUUUUGGACCUGGGCGACACCCUAGUUCGCCCACGUGAUUUUCCGUACCAAAUCUUCUUAUCUAGGGGCCUGCUGGACGGAAUGGAUUCCUUGGAACCCAUCUAUAGGGACAAUCACGCGAAGAGCAUGAAUUUUGCUCGAGCAGCUUGA
Paracoccidioides lutzii Pb01 is the source of this 501-nucleotide messenger RNA. RefSeq lists its product as hypothetical. Bases 1 to 501 code for a protein of 166 amino acids. The transcript is spliced from 2 exons. The record is from RefSeq and is a predicted model, not a curated record.